Molecule: messenger RNA, 579 nt
Organism: Rotaria socialis
Lineage: Eukaryota; Metazoa; Rotifera; Eurotatoria; Philodinida; Philodinidae
Source: the annotation of a GenBank genome assembly
AUGGAUAUAAGGAUUCUUGUUUGCUGCACAGUACGAUGGGGCUUAGAAAAAAAUAAACGUAUUCUACAUGUACAAUGUCGUUUUGGUCUUGAUACAUUACCAUUGGCACGUUUAGGAGCAAAAAAAGUUAUUGGAAUUGAUUUAUUAAAUAUAGCGAUAGAAAAAGCUGCUCAGUUAGCUGAACGAAUUCAUUUAAAUCAUAUUGUUGAAUCUAUUUGUUGUAAUAUUUAUGAAACAGGAAAUCAUUUGAAAGUUAAUAAUGAAAAUGAUUUAUUCGAUAUCAUAUAUACAUUGUAUGUUGUUGAAUAUCCAAAAGGUACUUAUACUGAUCUAAAUGUUCCAACACAACAAAAAUCAAUAAGUUGGAACCAUAUUUUAACUAAUAUUAUGAUGGUUUUAAUUGAAAAUCAUUUAAAAAUUGAGGUUUUUAAAGAAUUCGAUACGAUACCAUUCAAUUGUUUUCAUAAUUUAUGUCAAAUAACUGAUGAUGAAGAAUGUCAAUUUAAGGAAUUCAAAGAAAAACUACCAUUAACAUAUGCUAUAAAAACAAUAAACACAACUACUACAUCUAGAAAUUGA